ACAACAUGGCGACUCAGUGCUGAGGAAGCAGCCCCAGCAAACUCGGUGGAUUGACACACCGAUAGCCUGGUUUAGUUAGCAUUUCUCUCGCCUGCAUCUACGCAGGGUCAGGCCAGAGAUGCCGGCCUGAAAGAGCAGCAGUUUUAUCAAAAGAUGCAACAGCAACAACGUCUUGCUCAACAACAACACCAGAAGCAGACGGAAAGCACAAAAACCAAGAGCAUGUUUCUGUCUAGGGCGCUGGAAAAAAUCCUGUCGGAUAAGGAGGUGAAGCGGAGCCAGCACAGCCAGCUGCGUAAAGCAUGCCAAGUGGCUCUUGAUGAAAUUAAAAUCGAGCUUGAGAAGCAAAAAGAUGGCACAGUGGUCCCGCCCCGAGCAAACUACAUUGAGGCUGACAAAUAUGUGCUUCCUUUUGAGCUUGCCUGUCAAUCUAAGUCCCCACGCAUUGUCAGCACCUCGUUGGACUGCUUACAGAAGCUCAUUGCAUAUGGCCACAUCACAGGCAACGCCCCUGACAGUAGUGCUCCAGGGAAGAGGCUCAUCGACCGGCUGGUGGAGACCAUCUGUAACUGUUUCCAGGGCCCACAGACAGACGAGGGGGUGCAGCUGCAAAUCAUUAAGGCUCUCCUAACUGCAGUGACCUCCCCUCACAUUGAGAUCCACGAGGGGACUGUUCUACUGACUGUGCGUACCUGUUACAACAUCUACCUGGCCAGCCGCAACCUCAUCAACCAGACCACCGCCAAGGCCACGCUCACACAGAUGCUCAAUGUGAUCUUCACCCGCAUGGAGACACAGGCGGCUCUGGAGUCUCACGAGCAGGAGAAGGAUAGACUGUGUUUGCCCCAUCAGAACCCUUCCACUUCCCCUGGGCGGAUAUGCGGUUCUCCACGGUCAGACCGCACCCAAGACUUAAGCGGGACGCCAUCUCCUGCGGCCAGCACCCCAGACCUCCAUACCACGCCCCUGGCCCAAGACACACCCUCCAUCAAUGGCCAACCAGAGGAGUGCAAGACUGAGGAGGAUGUGGCUGUUACAGAGGAGAAAAGGGAUGAGACACCACCUCCAGUUUUUGAAGAUCCAGUUUCAGAGACCCCAACAACCGUAAAACAGCCAGUCGAGGAAGGGCAUGAGGUGGGGCAGGGGGAGAAAUCACAAGUAGGAGGGGAUGAUAAACCAGAAGUCGAUUCAAAGCCAACAGAGCAACCAACGAGUGAGGAAGUGGCUCCAGCACCUGAACCAGAGUCACAGCCCCAGACCGCACCAGAAGGGGUUCAUCUCCCUGAGCAGACAGAGGUGGUGCCCCCUAGACCCAGGACAGAUACGAACCAAAUUAAUGGCAUUAUGGAUGACCGUGGUUCAGUGUCUUCUACAGACAUCCUGGAUGCAGAGUCUAUGCAGGGUGGCCAGAACACUGCUCGUUUCUCCCACAUCCUGCAGAAAGACGCCUUCCUGGUCUUCCGCUCCCUCUGCAAGCUCUCCAUGAAGCCCCUGGCAGACGGACCCCCUGACCCAAAGUCUCAUGAGCUGCGCUCCAAAGUGGUGUCUCUGCAGCUGCUGCUGUCUGUGCUCCAGGGGGCAGGGCCCGUCUUCCGUACCCACGAGAUGUUUGUCAAUGCCAUCAAGCAGUACCUGUGUGUGGCCCUCUCCAAAAACGGGGUGUCCUCUGUGCCCGAGGUGUUUGAGCUCUCCCUCGCCAUCUUCCUCACCCUUCUCUCCCACUUUAAAGUCCACCUCAAGAUGCAGAUCGAGGUGUUUUUCAGGGAGAUUUUCCUGACCAUUCUGGAAACAUCGUCCAGCUCCUUUGAACACAAGUGGAUGGUCAUUCAGACCCUCACACGGAUAUGUGCAGAUGCUCAGUGUGUGGUGGAUAUCUACGUAAACUACGACUGUGACCUGAACGCUGCAAACAUCUUUGAGCGGCUGGUGAACGAUCUAUCUAAGAUUGCCAUGGGGAGGAGUGGCCAGGAGCUGGGGAUGACCCCUCUACAGGAGCUGAGUCUGCGUAAGAAGGGUCUGGAGUGUUUAGUGUCCAUUCUGAAAUGCAUGGUGGAGUGGAGCAGAGACAUGUACGUCAACCCCAACCUGCAGGCCAACCUCGGCCAGGAGCGGCCGUCAGAUGGUGAGGGUCCGGAGCUGAAGCUUCCUGACCACCUGGCGUCUCGUAGAGACAGCGUCAGUUCUCUGGACUCCACCAUAUCAUCUAGUGUCCAGUCCUCCCAGCCUGACCACCCAGAACAGUAUGAGGUCAUCAAACAACAGAAGGACGUCAUUGAGCACGGCAUUGAGCUUUUCAACAAAAAGCCCAAGCGAGGUGUCCAAUUCUUACAAGACCAAGGCAUGCUGGGAAACACAGCAGAGGACAUUGCCCAGUUUCUACACCAAGAGGAGCGCCUGGACACAACCCAGGUGGGGGAGUACCUGGGGGAGAAUGUGCGUUUCAACAAGGAGGUGAUGUACAGCUACGUGGACCAGCUGGACUUCUGUGGCCGGGACUUUGUCUCUGCUCUGAGGGCUUUCCUGGAGGGCUUCCGGCUCCCCGGAGAGGCCCAGAAAAUUGACAGGCUCAUGGAGAAGUUCGCUGCCCGAUAUCUGGAGUGUAACCAGGGACAGACUGAGUUUGCCAGUGCAGACACGGCCUACGUCUUGGCCUACUCCAUCAUCAUGCUCACCACCGACCUGCACAGUCCACAGGUGAAGAACAAAAUGACCAAGGAGCAGUACAUCAAAAUGAACCGUGGUAUCAACGACAGUAAGGACCUGCCUGAGGAGUACCUGUCCUCCAUAUACGAUGAGAUCGCUGGCAAGAAGAUCGCCAUGAAGGACAGGAAGGAGCACACGAUCACACCCAAGACUAGCAAGCACAGUGUAGCCACUGAGAAGCAGCGUCGUCUGCUGUAUAACGUGGAGAUGGAACAGAUGGCCAAGACAGCCAAGGCCCUGAUGGAGGCUGUGAGCCACGCCCAGGCUCCCUUCUUCAGCGCCACCCACCUGGAACACGUCCGGCCCAUGUUUAAGUUGGCGUGGACCCCUCUCCUGGCAGCCUUCAGCGUGGGGCUGCAGGACUGUGAUGACCAGGAAGUGGCCUCUCUGUGUCUGGAGGGGAUCCGCUGUGCCAUCAGGAUCACCUGUAUCUUCAGUAUGCUGUUGGAGAGGGAUGCGUAUGUCCAAGCCUUGGCUCGGUUCACCCUGCUCACAGCCAGCUCCAGCAUCACUGAGAUGAAGCAGAAGAACAUCGACACCAUCAAGACCCUUAUCACUGUGGCCCACACAGACGGAAACUACCUGGGCAACUCUUGGCACGAGAUCCUGCGGUGUAUCAGCCAGCUGGAGUUGGCCCAGCUGAUUGGCACAGGGGUGAAGACACGCUACAUCUCUGGAGUGGUCCGGGACAGUCAGGCUGGCAUCAAGGGUUUCCCAAUCGGGGGAGAGGAGUUCAUGCCCCUGGGACUGGGGACCCUGGUGGGAGGUCCAGACAGGAGGCAGAUGGCUCAUAUCCAGGAGUCCGUGGGAGAGACCAGCUCUCAGAGCGUGGUGGUGGCUGUAGACAGGAUCUUCACUGGUUCCACAAGGCUGGAUGGAAAUGCAGUUGUGGACUUUGUGCGGUGGUUGUGUGCUGUCUCCAUGGAUGAACUGGCCUCUGCUCACCAGCCGAGGAUGUUCAGUCUGCAGAAGAUAGUAGAGAUCUCCUACUACAACAUGAACCGCAUCCGCCUGCAGUGGUCACGCAUCUGGCAGGUCAUCGGAGACCACUUCAACAAGGUGGGCUGCAACCCCAACGAGGACGUGGCCAUCUUUGCCGUGGACUCUCUGAGGCAGCUGUCCAUGAAGUUCCUGGAGAAAGGAGAGCUGGCUAACUUCCGCUUCCAGAAGGACUUCCUCCGGCCAUUUGAACAUAUCGUGAAGAAGAACAGAUCUCCCACUAUCAGGGACAUGGUGAUCCGCUGUGUGGCCCAGAUGGUCAACUCCCAGGCAGCCAACAUCCGCUCCGGCUGGAAGAACAUCUUCUCUGUGUUCCACCAGGCCGCCUCGGAUCACGACGAGAACAUUGUGGAGCUGGCCUUCCAGACUACUGGCCACAUAGUCAUGAUCACGUUUCAGCAGCACUUUGCAGCAGCCAUAGACUCCUUCCAGGAUGCAGUGAAGUGUCUGUCUGAGUUUGUGUGCAACGCUGCCUUCCCUGACACCAGUAUGGAGGCCAUCAGGCUCAUACGCCACUGUGCUAAAUAUGUGGCUGAACGGCCGCAGGCUCUGCGGGAGUACACCAGUGAUGACAUGAACGUGGCCCCAGGGGACCGGGUGUGGGUGAGAGGCUGGUUCCCCAUCCUCUUUGAGCUGUCCUGCAUCAUCAACCGCUGCAAGCUAGACAUCAGGACGAGGGGUCUGACUGUGAUGUUUGAGAUUAUGAAGAGCUAUGGACACACCUUUGAAAAGCACUGGUGGCAUGACCUUUUCCGCAUUGUCUUCCGCAUCUUUGACAAUAUGAAGCUCCCUGAGCAACAGACGGAGAAGCACGAGUGGAUGACCACGACCUGUAACCACGCCCUGUACGCCAUCUGUGACGUCUUCACCCAGUUCUAUGAGCCUCUCAGUGAAGUCCUGCUGGCUGACAUCUUCACUCAGCUGCAGUGGUGUGUCAGACAAGAUAAUGAGCAGUUGGCCCGGUCAGGGACUAACUGCCUAGAGAACCUGGUCAUCCUGAAUGGGGAGAAGUUUAGCCCAGAGGUGUGGAACGUCACCUGCUGCUGUAUGCUGGACAUCUUCCAGACCACCAGCCCACACGCCCUGUUGACAUGGCGACCAGCUGGUCAGGAAGAGGAGGCUGGUGAUGGGAAACAUAUGGAUGUAGAUUUUGACACCCAAUCCCAGAGCAGCUAUGACAGAGCCCUGUCAGAGAGAGGAGGUCAGAGCCAAAUGUCCACUGCCAGCGAUGAGACCUGGAAGGGUAAACCCCAUGCCAGAGUGUCAGACCAGAAGCUGUUUGCUGGACUGCUCAUCAAGUGUGUGGUGCAGCUGGAGCUGAUCCAGACCAUUGACAACAUUGUCUUCUACCCGGCAACCAGCAAGAAGGAAGAUGCCGAAAAUAUGGCUGCUGCACAGAGGGAUACUCUGGAGGAGGCUGCAGAGGAAGGGGACCCUGGGCAGGGGGAGCAAGGCAUGUACAGACACCUCUCCUCCCAGCACCUUUUCAAGCUGCUGGACUGCCUGCUGGAGUCACACACCUUUGCCAGAGAUUUCAACUCUAACAACGAGCAGAGGACUGCACUCUGGCGGGCAGGAUUUAAGGGGAAGUCGAAGCCCAAUCUGCUAAAGCAGGAGACCAGUAGCCUGGCCUGUAGCCUGCGUAUUCUGUUCCGUAUGUACUGUGACCGGCAGCUCCAGGAUUCCUGGCCUGACAUCCAGACACGACUGCUGCUCGUGUGCAGCGAGGCCCUGGCCUACUUUAUCAGCCUAACCUCUGAGAGCCACAGAGAGGCCUGGACAAGCCUGCUCCUCCUGCUGCUCACCAGGACUCUUCGACUGACAGACAUCAAGUUCAAGCCUCAUGCCUCCUGUUACUACCCGCACCUGUGUGAGAUGAUGCAGUUUGACCUGAUCCCAGAGCUCCGCGCCGUCCUACGCCGUUUCUUCCUCCGCAUCGGCUCAGUCUUCCACAUCGCUGCUCCUGAGAUGGGCCAGCCACAGCCCCCGGCACCCUAGGAGGGUCUGGAGAUGGAAUGGGGAGGCUGGUGGGACUCUGAGGUGUAUGGGAGCUCCCCUAUCAGAAGUAAGGGAGUGUGUAGUGAUGCAAGAGAUCCAAGCAAAGAUUGUUACCCUCAGGGACAGAUGCUUUGAAAGUCAUCAGUUCCUGUUUAUCUCCUGCAAAGGAAAGGCUUGGAGUGUUGGUGAUAAGUUCCGGUGCCCUACUGACUCCCCCUAGAAGUUCUAGAGCCCCUGCUGGGAGAAAAGCACUGUGAUGGAACAGAACUCUCUACUAACUGUUUCUCAACACUGACGUUAAAUGUCAAAUGUAAUGGAAAAUGAACUACAAUUAUUUAUUGAUGCUAUUUUAUAUAUAUAUAUAUAUAUAUAUAUAUAUAUAUAUAUUACACACACACACAUACAGUGCAUUCAGAUAGUAUUCAGACCCCUUGACCUUUUCCACAUUUUGUUACAUCGUUAUUCUAAAAUGGAUUAAAUCGUUUUUCCCCCUCAUCCAUUGACACACAAUAAUACCCCAUAAUGACAUAGCGAAAAGGUUUUUAGAAAUUUUUGCAAAUGUAUUAAAAAUAUUUUUUUAAACAAUCACAUUUACAUAAGUAUUCAGACCCUUUACUCUUUACUUUGUUGAGUCUUGGGUAUGAAGCUACAAGCGUGGCAUACCUGUAUUUGGGGAGUUUCUCCCAUUUUUCUCUGCAGAUCCUCUCAAACUCAGUCAGGUUGGAUGAGGAGCGUUGCUGCACAGCUAUUUUCAGUUCUCUCCAGAGAUGUCGGCUUGGGUUCAAGUCCGGGGCUGUGGCUAGGCCACUCAAGGACAUUCAGAGACUUGUCCCGAAGCCACGCCUGCGUUGUCUUGGCUGUGUGCUAAGGGUUGUUGUCCGGUUGGAAGGGGAUAAUUUGCCCAAGUCUGAGGUCCUGAGCACUCUGGAGCAGGUUUUCAUCAAGGAUCUCUCUGGACUUUGCUCUGUUCAUCUUUCCCUCGAGCCUGACUAGUUUCCCAGGCCCUGCCUCUGAAAAACAUCUCCGCAGCAAGAUGCUGCCACCACCAUGCUUAGGGAUGGUGCCAGGUUUCCUCCAGAUGUGACAAUUGUCAUUCAGGCCAAAGAGUUAAAUCUGGGUUUCAUCAGACCAGAUAAUCUUGUUUAUCAUGGUGUGAGAGUCUUUAGGUGCCUUUUGGCAAACUCCAAACGGGCUGUCAUGUGCCUUUUACUGAGAAAUGGCUUCCGUCUGACCACUCUACCAUAAAGGCCUGAUUGGUGGACUGCUACAGAGAUGGUUAUCCUUCUGGAAGGUUCUCCCAUCUCCACAGAAGAACUCUGGAGCUCUGUCAGAGUGACCAUCGGGUUCUUGGUCACCUCCCUGACGAAGCCCCUUCUCCCCAGAUUGCUCAGGCCGGCCAGCUCUAGGAAGAGUCUUGGUGGUUCCAAACUUCUUUCAUUUAAGAAUGAUGGAGGCCAUUGUGUUCUUGGGGACCUUCAAUGUUGCAGAAAUGUUUUUGUACCCUUCCCCAGAUCUGUGCCUUGACACAAUCCUGUCUCGGAGCUCUACGGACAAUUCCUUCGACCUUAUGGCUUGGUUUUUGCUGACAUGCACUGUCAACUUUGGGACUUUAUAUAGACAGGUGUGUGCCUUUCUGAACCAUGUCCAAUCAAUUGCAUUUACCACAGGUGGACUCCAAGUUGUAGAAACUUCUCAAGGAUGAUCAAUGGAAACAGGAUGCACCUGAGCUCAAUUUUGUUUUAUUUUUUUUUAUAAAUGCAAAAAUGCCUUAACCUGUUUUCACUUUGUCAUUAUGGGGUAUUGUGUGUAGAUUGAUAUGGAACUUUAAAAAAAAAAUCCAUUAUAGAAUAAGGCUUUAAUGUAACCAAAUGUUGAAAAAGUCAAGGGGUCUGAAUACUUUCUAAAGGCACUGUGUGUGUGUGUGUAUAUAUAUCUAUUCUGUACCUGAUUUUGUUUGUCCCAUUUGUUGAUUUGAAUACUUUCUGUUUAUAAGACUGAACAAACAUGCUAAAGCAAAUAAAGAAUCAUUACUGAAUAUGCUGAAAAGUCCACUGGCAGAGAGGCUCAUUGGAAACCUGUGUCGAUAAGCAAAUGAUAAUACAGUAAAGUAUCCUCAGUGUCUCCCAUUGUGAUGCGCUUGUUGAUCUGAUCCAAAAAUAUUGUAACUGAUAGGCCUGAUACCAAGGCUCAUCCCUAUUACUGUCCCUUUUCGUUAUGUAAAAUGUCUUCUUCAUUUGAUGUUAUUGGUGGUUGGUUUUUGGCCUCCUGUGUUAUUUGUAUUGUUGUACAACCUGUAUUGGGUGUCCCACUCUGAGAUGGGCAUUGAUGGGAAUGGCUUGCUGUGUUCGGCGCUCCACGGGUUCCAGAGUGAGUCCUAAUGGAUAAGCCCUAUGGCUGCACUUUUUGGGUUGUUCCCCUGCCACCAUUCCCCAUUAAUCACAUUGUGUGAAUCACUAUGGCCUGUUUUAACAUUCCCUAUUUUACUCUUUUUUUUAUUAUUUUAUAGUGAUUAUUACAUGCCAGUUUACUUGAGGGGCUUGUUGAGGGGCUUGUUCUUUUUCAAAUGUCCUAUGUUUUCUCCCCAAACUGAGUCUUGGAGGGUUCCAAUGUUCUGAGUGCAAAAAUUAAUUAAUUGCUAUUUUCUAGAAUGAAUCUAUUGUCCUGUAAAGGUCUUCAAGGCGAUGCCCAUGAUAUAUAGCAAGGAUGAGAUUUUAUUAUCCCAUUAAACUGUUCUAUUUUUCUAUUUUCCCUGUUCUGUUUUACACCUAUUGAGUCUGUGUGAACAGAGCCCUCUCAUGUAUUAACUUUCCAGUACUUUAUCAGCCUGUCAGUGAAAAUACACCAGACAGGAGAAAGAAUGAAGCAAAACCAAACGUUACUCCUAAACAUGUCGGUGUAUAGCUAUCCACUUUACCAUUUGUAGUUUAAUACUGUCUACAUUUUUUUUUAAAGCAAGGAUGUAUGUAAUUAUUUGAAGUGCAUUUAAAUAUUUUUAAGAAGCAUUCUUCCCCCUUCCAACUAUGGAAUUCUACUUUUCCUUAAAGAAUGGGGAUCUAUAUAUAAAUAUACAGUAUAUGGGAGAAAUACAAACUGUAAAAUAAUUAUACAUAUAAGUGCUAUACAUAUUGUGAUGUAAUCUUCCAAGCAUUUGGUGAAGUAUUCAAUAAACCUUGAAUUCAGCUCUAUAGCAGCA
Molecule: messenger RNA, 8893 nt
Organism: Oncorhynchus masou masou (cherry salmon)
Lineage: Eukaryota; Metazoa; Chordata; Actinopteri; Salmoniformes; Salmonidae
Product: brefeldin A-inhibited guanine nucleotide-exchange protein 2-like
Exons: 39
Coding region: 154-5700 (1848 amino acids)
Biological process (GO): regulation of ARF protein signal transduction
Molecular function (GO): guanyl-nucleotide exchange factor activity
Source: RefSeq, a predicted model, not a curated record